Molecule: messenger RNA, 3793 nt
Organism: Temnothorax curvispinosus
Lineage: Eukaryota; Metazoa; Arthropoda; Insecta; Hymenoptera; Formicidae
Product: Krueppel-related zinc finger protein 1-like
Exons: 5
Coding region: 1-1089 (362 amino acids)
Biological process (GO): regulation of transcription by RNA polymerase II
Cellular component (GO): nucleus
Molecular function (GO): RNA polymerase II transcription regulatory region sequence-specific DNA binding; DNA-binding transcription factor activity, RNA polymerase II-specific
Source: RefSeq, a predicted model, not a curated record
AUGUCGUUCAGUCUCGAGAAGCAUAUGCGACUGUCGGAGUGGCGUAACGUAAGACCGGUGACCAGCUACAUCUGUCCGAAAUGCAACGCGGGCUUCCGGAGGGCGUGGGACCUGAUUAGGCAUAAAUGCGGCCAAACGCCGCGAUACGCGUGUCCGUAUUGCCACAAAAAGGACAAUUCGUCCUCGAACGUUUACAGACACAUCAGGCGGUGGCAUCCGAAUCAUCCCGUCGGUGCCCGCCAGAACGCAGCCGCAGCCAGGAAGCGGCGCAAAGUGUACUCCCUGAACAAGAGUCACUACUGCCCACGCUGCAACCGCGGCUUCACCCUGAAGAAGAACAUGACGCGGCAUCUGCGCCACGAGUGCGGGAUGGCGCCCAAGUAUCAGUGCCCGUACUGCGACAAGCUCUCGAAAUUCACGCAGAACAUUUACGCGCAUAUCCGAAAGUAUCAUCCCGAUCAGGCCUUGUGCUUCAGGCGGUUACGGUCAUUCUCGAUUUCAGGUGCUGCCAGGAGACGCCAAUACGCUUCACCUUCGAAGCGGUUCGUCUGCAAGCGUUGCAACAGACGAUACGUCCGCGACAAGGGCCUGAGGAGGCAUCAGAUGUACGAGUGCGGCAAAUCACCACGCUUCAAGUGCCCGUAUUGCGGCAGUCGGGCCAAACGCCGCUCGACCAUUUACGUUCAUGUGCGAAUGAAACAUCCCGGGAUGCACGUAUGGACGGUAGAUCUCGGUAAAGAAAUCCGUCUCGCGUCAACCUGUGCUUUUACAGCUCUCUACAGUCGCUCCUGCUACGCCGACGUCGCGUCCACCGUCACCACCGGUCACCGGCGCCGAUUCCGUACCAGAUUAGGUGCGUCCAUGGGCGGUACUUCGUCACCCGGUACCUAUGAGUGCCCCAAGUGCCGCAAGAUCUACAAAUGGUACCGCGGGCUGCACAGACACCUCGAGUACGAGUGCGGCAAGACGCCGCGCUUCAAGUGCCCGCACUGCGUUUACAUCGGCAAGCAUCGCUCGCACGUUUACUCGCACAUCAAGAGCAAUCAUUAUAAUCGGCCCAUCUACGCAAUCGACCUUCAGCAAGACUGAAAUCGCUUCAACGAACGAGUGAAUGAAUUCUUUUCUCGCACUUCCUCCCGAAAUGGGACAGAUCCCGACAGAUUUUACCGGUUUUCGACGCGCAAUACUGUCGUUCGACGCACGAAUAAAAUUUAAUAAAGACCCGCGUGUGAUUUUAUGAUGUAUAUAACGAUGACAUCACGCGAGCUGUGGGUCAGUGUAAAUGAAGAGUCCUAUUGUUUAACAUGAUAGGUGUCUUCGGACAUUAAAAACGUUUUGACGAUUUUGGUCGGAUGGCUUUAAACUUAUUUAGUCAGUUAACUAAUGCCUGUGAUCUCAGCCUAUGCAUCAGCGAAACAAUGAGAAUGUUUAUUUUUCGAGUAUAAUAAGCCGCUGUUGUGUAUUUUAUUUUAUGGUAUCCAAUUCGAUUAUCGGCAUUUCUAACGUUAACAAAUCAUAUUUAUUAAUGGGUUUUUAUUUAUUAUAUAAUGGAUAUUUAUUUUGAUGACAAAUUGACCGUUUUUGUUAUAACUUUAUCUGAUAUAUAUUAAUGUUGACUAUUUAUGUAUUAUCUUGUCAUUACGUAUGCCAAGGUAUGCGAAAUCUGUAACGUUCUUCGAGAUACCGAAAUUGCACUAUAACUGUUUGCAACUUAUCGGUAAUAAACAAACGUCGUUUAAUACCAAAACCGUUGAAUAUUGUACAUAGUUCUAAAUUAGGUUUACAAGACCUGCAAUACUGUCUAUAGAAAAGUACUUUUGUCCUUAGAAAUGUAAAUGUCCUUUUGCCAAAUGUUUCUUCUAUCUUUUGAUUUAUCUCUUUUUAUGUUCUUAUCUUCUGCCUUUACUGUCGUGUUGUUUAACUUGAAUCACCAAUAUUGUUGUGGCGAUCCUACAGAUUAUUACUUUCUCAACGGCACAGAUUUCUCGGCGAUCUCUCCGAUAGCACAGCAAGGUUGGCAAGGAGGGAGUUCUUCACAGGUGCUCGAGCGGGAAAUGUCGAAAACUUGUACGCGAGCCUCGCUCCCGUCAUGUCACUUCCCGCCGCGAGUUCCGACAUCGAGUUAUCCUCGAGGGUCAAGACGAAGUACGAAGAAGCUCGCGCGCGGAACUUGCCCCGCGCGUGUGUGUCGACGCGUGUUCCUCCUCCGCUAACCGGCUGCGAACUCUCUUUUUCCAGAUCCGUUUCUGAAGUGGUCCGUGCAGAGCACCCAUAACAUCGAAUACAUCCAGAACCUCUUGCCCCGCCACCAGUGCCCGAAGUGUCACCGCAGCUACAAACACCGUAGUCACAUGAUGCGGCAUUACAGAUACGAGUGCGGCAUACCGCAGCGAUUCGAGUGCCCGUACUGCAAGCACCACUUGCGUCAGCGUACGCACGUGUGGACGCACAUACGCACGUUCCAUCCGGAUCGCGAGCUCUACUGCAUCGACAUCGCCACCAACUUGAGGCUCUCCUGGCAGGAAGUGCACCGAAGCGAUUGAGACAUAUCGUUCGCCGAGCGAUCCUGCCUUUAGUCGUUUAGAAAAUUAAUUUAAUUACAUCCCACGAGAUAUCUAAUCGGUAUUGGUUGACAUGCUUCGGAAAGAAGAAUUUACGUGUACUUUCCAUUUUUUAUAUUUAUAUGUUGUUUCAAUUUUUUUUUUAAUAUCUUAAAUUUAUGACUCUGCACAGGAUAUGCGAGUAAAAUCUCCGUAUUCUGUAUCUCGUAACGUAAUUGCCGUAAUGCGUAUUGCACAUAUUAAUUAAAAAUUUUGUAUAGGUACAAAAAAUUAUAAUUAAUAUGUACAAUAUUAUGGAAAUUACACCAAAGAAUACAAUGUGAUAUGAGAAUCAUGACUGUCGAGACCUCAGAUGUAUCUUAUAUGUUUAAUUAUUUUAAUACUUUAUAAAAUAAGUUAAUUAUUUGAAGAGCCUUUUCUCGAGACACUUUGAGAAGUGAAAAUUUGAAAGAUUAGCCUCUUGGAAAAUUUGUGAAUUACAAGCGGGCAACGCUAUAUAUAUAGGUCUUCUAUAAAUAUGUAUAUAAAACAAAGUUUUUUUCAGUAUCUAUAUUAAAUGUGUUCCUAAGCUCAAACUGUCGCUCUAGAAUUUACAGGGACGAUUGUAUAGCUGGUGCCAAAAUGGUUGAAACAUUUUUCAAUGACUCUUGAAAUGCAUUCGAUAUCAAAGUUUGUUUUCCAGUUUCUUUGGAAGACAAAAUUACCUGAAUAUCAGAUGCGUUUUGAGAUUCACUAGAAAGUAUUUGAAAGAAUGGUUUCAACAAUUUUUACACCAACUACAUUAUAAAUACUAUCUUAUACGGAUAUCUAUCACGAAAGGUUUCGCUGUUCAAGCGAAAAAUCUAGUUAUAUAAUCGUGGUAGAUUUUAUUUUCAUGACAAACCUUUAAUCGUCUUUAGUGUUUUCCCACUUUUAGGUCGUAGAUCAAUACGAAACAUAAUGAAUUGCAUUUCACAAGUCACGUUUCGUUUGCCGACGAGACGAAUCUACGUUGUGCUACCGGUAAAUGUAUAAGAAAACCAUAACUAUACAUGGAUAUGGCUGCUCUGCCCCUCGUCUUCGAAUAUCGAUUUUAAACAAUAAAUUCGAGUAUCUUCGAAUUAAGAAUACGUGAUACGAGUUAUUGCGCACUAAACAUUUUAUAUGACAGUUUUUUUAAUUAGAGAAUGUGUAAUGAAACGUUCGUUGAUCUUGCGAUCUUGCGUGCACCAAUAAAGACAACUAUCAUUCGA